Orbicella faveolata is the source of this 486-nucleotide messenger RNA. RefSeq lists its product as uncharacterized. The record is from RefSeq and is a predicted model, not a curated record. Gene Ontology annotation, molecular function: calcium ion binding. Lineage: Eukaryota; Metazoa; Cnidaria; Anthozoa; Scleractinia; Merulinidae.
AUGUCUGGCGGAUUUAGUUAUUUCGAUCGAAACGUUCCAUCGAUCGCUAUCCACAGUCUUUUUGAUAAAUAUGAUAUAAGAAGAGACGGAAAACUCGACGAAAGAGAGAUGAAAUCUUUCCUGGAGGAAGCGCUGGGUCUCGACUUUCAUCAGUCGGAAAUUUACUUCUUCCUCCUGGACAAAGACGGUGACCAAGGAAUCUCGUAUGAAGAAUUCAAGGACUGGCUUCGGAGCGGGGAAAGAUUCCAAAGAUUGGACGAUCGCUCCAAAUUUCAGCGCGUCUGCAUGGCGUACGAAUAUUUCAAAACAUUUGACACCGAUAACAGUGGUACGCUGGACAGAAGCCAGUUUGAAUUGAUGAUGAAAUACCUCGGCCACCAUCACCUUGACAUGGAUAAGGUCUUCGCAAAAAUGAACAGACACAACAAUGGAAAACUCUCCUUCUGGGAAUUCAUGAUAUGGUUGAACUGGGCUCCCAUUGAAUAG